Schistocerca piceifrons (Central American locust) is the source of this 3780-nucleotide messenger RNA. RefSeq names its product microtubule-associated protein futsch-like. Lineage: Eukaryota; Metazoa; Arthropoda; Insecta; Orthoptera; Acrididae. The transcript has 10 exons. Bases 1 to 3780 code for a protein of 1259 amino acids. The record is from RefSeq and is a predicted model, not a curated record.
AUGUUGGAUGUAGAUGAUGAGCCACCGGCAGACUCAGUAGGAACUAUUAGAGAAUGGGCUGAUGAGCGCUCUAAUGGGAUGUUGGAUAUAGAUGAUGAGCCACCGGCAGACUCAUUGGAUAAAGAUAAUGAGCCACCACAAGCCUCAGUAGAAACUAUUAGAGAAUGGGCUGAUGAGCGCUCUAAUGAGAGGUUGGAUAUAGAUGAUGAACCACCAGCAGACUCAGUAGAAACUAUUAGACAUUGGGCUGAUGAGCGCACUAAUGAGAAGUUGGAUAUAGAUAAUGAGCCACCGGCAGACUCAUUGGAUAUAGAUGAUGAUCCACCAGCAGACUCAGUAGAAUCUAUUAGAGAAUGGGCCGAUGAGCGCUCUAAUGAGAAGUUGGAUAUAGAUGAUCAGCCACCAGCAGACUCAGUCGAAACCCUUAGAGAAUGGGCUGAUGAGCGCUCUAAUCGGAAGUUGGAUAUAGGUGAUGAGCCACCGGCAGACUCAGUAGAAACUAUUAGAGAAUGGGCUGAUGAGCGCUCUAAUGGGAAGUUGGAUAUAGAUGAUGAGCCACCGGCAGACUCAGUAGAAACUAUUAGAGAAUGGGCUGAUGAGCGCUCUAAUGGGAAGUUGGAUAUAGAUAAUGAACCACCAGCAGACUCAAAUUGGCUGAUGAUCGCUCUAAUUCUGAAGUUGGAUAUAGAUGAUGAGCCACCACCAGACUCAGUAGAAACUAUUAGAGAAUGGGCUGAUGAGCGCUGUAAUGGCAAGUUGGAUAUGGAUGAUGAGCCACCGGCAGACUCAGUAGAAACUAUUAGAGAACGGGCUGAUGAGCGCUCUAAAUGGAUGUUGGAUAUAGAUGAUGAGCCACCAGCAGACUCAGUAGAAACUAUUAGAGAAUGGGCUGAUGAGCGCUCUAAUAGGAGGUUGGAUAUGGAUGAUGAGCCACCAUCAGACUCCGUAGAAACUAUUAGAGAAUGGGCUGAUGAGCGCUCUAAUGGGAAGUUGGAUAUAGAUGAUGAGCCACUGGCAAACUCAGUAGAAACUAUUAGAGAAUGGGCUGAUGAGCGCUCUAAUGGGAAGUUGGAUAUAGAUGAUGAGUCACCAGCAGACUCAGUAGAAACCAUUAGAGAAUGGGCUGAUGAGCACUCUAAUGGGAAGUUGGAUAUAGAUGAUGAGCCACCGGCAGACUCAGUAGAAGCUAUUAGAGAAUGGGCUGAUGAGCGCUCUAAUGGGAAGUUUGAUAUAGAUGAUGAGCCACCCGCAGACUCAGUAGAAACUAUUAGAGAAUGGGCUGAUGAGCACUCUAAUGGGAUGUUGGAUGUAGAUGAUGAGCCACCGGCAGACUCAGUAGGAACUAUUAGAGAAUGGGCUGAUGAGCGCUCUAAUGGGAUGUUGGAUAUAGAUGAUGAGCCACCGGCAGACUCAGUAGGAUUUAUUAGAGAAUGGGCUGAUGAGCGCUCUAAUGGGAAGUUGGAUAUAGAUGAUGAACCACCAGCAGAGUCAGUAGAAACUAUUAGAGAAUGGGCUGAUGAGCGCUCUAAUGGGAAGUUGGAUAUAGAUGAUGAGCCACCGGCAGACUCAGUAGAAACUAUUAGAGAAUGGGCUGAUGAACGCUCUAAUGGGAAGUUGGAUAUAGAUGAUGAGCCACCAGCAGACUCAGUAGAAACUAUUAGAGAAUGGGCUGAUGAGCGCUCUAAUGGGAAGUUGGAUAUAGAUGAUAAGCCACCGGCAGACUCACUCAGUAGAAACUUUAGAGAAUGGGCUGAUGAGCACUCUAAUGGGAAGUUGGAUAUAGAUGAUAAGCCACCAGCGGACUCAGUAGAAACUAUUAGAGAAUGGGCUGAUGAGCGCUCUAAUGGGAAGUUGGAUAUAGAUGAUGAGCCACCGGCAGAGUCAGUAGAAACUAUUCGAGAAUGGGCUGAUGAGCGCUCUAAUGGGAAGUUGGAUAUAGAUGAUGAGCCACCGGCAGACUCAGUAGAAACUAUUAGGGAAUGGGCGGAUGAGCGCUCUAAUGGGAAGUUGGAUAUAGAUGAUGAGCCACCAGCAGACUCAGUAAAAACUAUUAGAGAAUGGGCUGAUGAGCGCUCUAAUGGGAAGUUGGAUAUAGAUGGUAAGCCACCGGCAGACUCAGUAGAAACUAUUAGAGAAUGGGCUGAUGAGCGCUCUAAUGGGAAGUUGGAUAUAGAUGAUGAGCCACCGGCAGACUCAGUAGAAACUAUUAGAGAAUGGGCUGAUGAGCGCUAUGAUGAGCCACCAGCAGACUCAGUAGAAACUAUUAGAGAAUGGGCUGAUGAGCGCUCUAAUGGGAAGUUGGAUAUAGAUGAUGAGCCACCAGCAGACUCAUUGGAUAUAGAUGAUGAGCCACCAGCAGACUCAGUAGAAACUAUUAGAGAAUGGGCUGAUGAGCACUCUAUUGGGAAGUUGGAUAUAGAUGAUGAGCCACCGGCAGACUCAUUGGAUAUAGAUGAUGAGUCACCAGCAGACUCAGUAGAAACCAUUAGAGAAUGGGGUGAUGAGCACUCUAAUGGGAAGUUGGAUAUAGAUGAUGAGCCACCGGCAGACUCAGUAGAAGCUAUUAGAGAAUGGUCAGAUGAGCGCUCUAAUGGGAAGUUAGAUAUAGAUGAUGAGCCACCGGCAGACUCAGUAGAAACUAUUAGAGAUUGGCCUGAUGAGCGCUCUAAUGGGAAGUUGGAUAUAGAUGAUGAGCCACGAGCAGACUCAGUUGAAACUAUUGGAGAAUGGGCUGAUGAGCGCUCUAAUGGGAAGUUGGAUAUAGAUGAUGAGCCACCGUUGGAUAUAGGUGAUGAGUCACCAGCAGACUCAGUAGAAACCAUUAGAGAAUGGGCUGAUGAGCACUCUAAUGGGAAGUUGGAUAUAGAUGAUGAGCCACUGGCAGACUCAGUAGAAGCUAUUAGAGAAUGGGCUGAUGAGCGCUCUAAUGGGAAGUUAGAUAUAGAUGAUGAGCCACCGGCAGACUCAGUAGAAACUAUUAGAGAUUGGCCUGAUGAGCGCUCUAAUGGGAUGUUGGAUGUAGAUGAUGAGCCACCGGCAGACUCAGUAGGAACUAUUAGAGAAUGGGCUGAUGAGCGCUCUAAUGGGAUGUUGGAUAUAGAUGAUGAGCCACCGGCAGACUCAUUGGAUAAAGAUAAUGAGCCACCACAAGCCUCAGUAGAAACUAUUAGAGAAUGGGCUGAUGAGCGCUCUAAUGAGAGGUUGGAUAUAGAUGAUGAACCACCAGCAGACUCAGUAGAAACUAUUAGACAUUGGGCUGAUGAGCGCACUAAUGAGAAGUUGGAUAUAGAUAAUGAGCCACCGGCAGACUCAGUAGAAACAAUUAGAGAAUGGGCUGAAGAGCAAUCUAAUGAGAAGUUGGAUAUAGAUGAUGAUCCACCAGCAGACUCAGUAGAAACUAUUAGAGAAUGGGCCGAUGAGUGCUCUAAUGAGAAGUUGGAUACAGAUGAUCAGCCACCAGCAGACUCAGUAGAAACUAUUAGAGAAUGGGGUGAUGAGCGCUCUAAUCGGAAGUUGGAUAUAGAUGAUGAGCCACCAGCAGACUCAGUAGAAACUAUUAAAGAAAGGGCUGAUGAGUGCUCUAAUGAGAAGUUGGAUAUAGAUGAUGAGCCACCACCAGACUCAGUAGAAACUAUUAGAGAAUGGGCUGAUGAGCGCUCUAAUGGGAAGUUGGAUAUAGAUGAUGAGCCACCAGCAGACUCAGUUGAAAGUAUUGGAGAAUGGACUGAUGAGCGCUCUAAUGGGAAGUUGGAUAUAGAUGAUGAGCCACCGGCAGACUGA